Manduca sexta (tobacco hornworm) is the source of this 2467-nucleotide messenger RNA. Its product is annotated as synaptic vesicle glycoprotein 2C. Gene Ontology annotation, biological process: transmembrane transport. NCBI's taxonomy places the organism in Eukaryota, Metazoa, Arthropoda, Insecta, Lepidoptera, Sphingidae. The record is from RefSeq and is a predicted model, not a curated record. Gene Ontology annotation, molecular function: transmembrane transporter activity.
UUUUUUUUUUAUUUGUUUAUAUUUCCUUUUUUAAAAGGGCUCAUAAAAAUCAAUAAUUUACUUUUGUAAAAAAACCUUUAAUAAUUCCCUGCAAAUAAAAAACCAAUAUUGCGCCUGAAAUUUUGAAAAUUGAUUGACUGAUAUUCAUUUGCGAUUUUAUUUUGGCAUAUCCUUAGCAACCAGAUAACAUUUCUUUGUCCAAAAACUGUUUGUACAAAUAACGAUUACAGUAGAUUUAAUCGCGCUAUCGUCUGCAACCCCGAACUAAACGCGAUCUCCCGCGACGCGCUAUCGCGCAGUGGCGCGCGGAUGCCAUCGACAUAAAGGCAUCGUUGCCCGCUAACACAAUUAGUGUUAGUUUGUCUGUGGUGGUAUGCGCGAGCUGUCCGUCCAACCAAGCUAAAUUCAAGAUGAUGAACGGUGUUGAUAAAAUGGCCAGUAAAGACAAAUUCAGUACAAUGUCGUUGGACGACGCCAUGAUGUUGGCUGGGUUCGGCACUUACAACAUCCUGCACAUGCUGAUGAGUGGCGUGAUCCUCAUGGGCAUGAUCAUGCAGAGUCUGGCCCUCGGCUACAUCCUGCCGGCUGCGCAGUGUGACCUCAGCCUCACACUGCAGCAGCGAGGGUGGUUAGCAGCCAUACCUUUCCUAGCUAUAAUUCUGACGUCAUAUUUCUGGGGCUGGCUGGCUGACACGCAGGGUCGCAGGCCGGUGAUGUUGUUCUCCAUGAUCAUAUCAGCUGUGUUCUCUGUAUUCGCCAGCUUCUCGCCUGACAUCAUUUCCUUUGGUGUCUUGCAGUUUAUUUCGGCUAUAUUCAUGGCUGGCUCAUCGGCCGUGGUGUACACAUAUCUGGGAGAGUUCAACAAUCUCCGACACAGGGACAAGAUGGUCGCCUUCGGGUCUUCCUUUGUGGGCAUCGGGACUGUCAUAUUGCCUUGUGUAUCCUGGUUGAUCCUCCCUCAAGAGUUCGCGUUUCCCAUAAGUUUCCUGGACAUCUACUACCGUCCCUGGAGGCUGCUCAUCGUAGCCUGCGCUAUUCCCUUCGCACUGGCCUCUGUGCUCCUUCUCUUUGCUCCGGAGAGUCCCAAGUUCUUGUUCGCGACGGGACAGCAUGCUGAUGCUUUGGAAGUGGUGAAGAAGAUUUAUGCCGUUAAUAACAGAGCGCCUGCGGAAGAAUUUCCAGUGAAAUCUCUUUCAACCGGCAACUUCUUGUACAAAGCCAGCGAUAGUAAGGGAAUUGCGGCUAUAUGGAACUCCAUGAAGGAGCAGACCAUUCCGCUGUUCAAAAUGCCACUAAUACCCUGGACUCUGCUUACUUGCUUCGUGCAGUUCGAAUUUUUGCUACGUACGACCAAUGGUUUCUACGUGUGGUUCCCGAGUAUCCUCAACUCUUUGGCAAACCACGACGGCGGCGAGACCAAGAUCUGUGAUGUUCUAGAUGCUAGCAAAGCCGCAGCUGCCAAUGGCACUGAUGUAAUCUGCGAUGACACAAUGAACACUGCAACCUUCGAGCGGUCUAUCUACAUCGGGCUGGUAUUCUGCUCCAUGUACAUCAUCGUGGGCUUCCUCGUCGACUUCGUGGGGAAGAAGCUGAUCCUCCUGACCAUCCUCAGUGUCACUGGCCUCUGUGGUAUCUGCGCCCAUCUGGCCUACAACCAACAACUAGCGGUGGUGUUGUUCGCGGUCUUCCAGAUGUCCGGAGCCUGUAUCGGUCUCAUGAAUGCUGUCGCUGUCGAACUGUUUCCUACUAAGUUUAGGGCUAUGGCGAUAUGUUUGUCAAUGAUGAUGGGUAGAGUUGGCUCCAUGGUUGGAUCCAACUUGAUCGGUAUGUUCUUGGAGACCAACUGCGGCGCGGGAUUCUAUCUGUUCGGUGGUAUUCUUAUUGUGAAUGCAAUCUGCUGUCUCACAUUACCCGCGAAGAAAACAAUUCAACCAUCAAAAAUGAUCAACGUGGAGUCAACGCAGAACCAAACCCACGAACCUGUAUGAACGAACCCAACAAUCCAACGGCAGAACGACAAAUAAUAGAAGCGAUUCAGAGGUCGAUAGAAUAAAGAAUUUAUUAAAAAAAAUAUGUUCACGUGUAGAAGCCAAAGAUUGACAGCCAUAACCGAGUUAACCACAAUAAAUCUUGCAGAAGAUGACUUUCACAAGCGAUUUUUACAAUGUAAACGCGGCAAGCUGACUCCUGCAAAUUUUAAAGCUUGCAGGACUUGCGGCGAGUUGUGUGUAGAAAUAUAGCAAUAUUUCUGCUAUUGUAAACGUAUUUGGAAGUUCUUGCGCAAAAUAUUGCUAUGAGAACUUAUUUGUAACGUAGCUUCAUGCAGAAUUAUAAAGAAAUAAAUUGUCGUUGUAUUUAAUAUAUUAGAUGAAAGGCAUGAACUGAGUGUAAAGGAAACGGUCCAAAAACUAACACAAGUGCUAAUGAUUCUUAGAUAUGAUGACGUUACAAAGAAAAUAGCAAAAAA